AUGCACAAAUUGAGGGAGAAGAACUCUAAGAAGUGCGUCAACAACGUGACGGUGGACCAGAUGAACAGAACACUAGACGGCCAAUAUACCUGGUCCAUCAAAAAAGGGUCCAACCUCCAGAGAUCCGUUGUUAUAGGAGUCCGCAAGGAAAUCCCUCACCGAAUCGUUGAUCUGGAUACCGACCUCCCAAUCGUCGGCAUUCAGAUCCAGAAUCCAAUUAGCAUCUCCAUCGCCUGUGCCUAUCUGCCCUGUGGAAGGCUGCUUAGCCUGGACAACCAGGUUCGCAGAAUACUUGAUCAGCUACCGGAACCCAAGAUGUUUAUAGGGGACCUGAACGGCCACCACCCGGCCUGGGGUUGCCAACGAGCGGACCCUAGAGGCGUAACCCUCUGCGAUAUUUUCGUGCAGGAAGCCAGCCGUUCUCUGGCGGGCAAAGUGCUCUGGUUGAUUAACCCAGAUCUGUGCGGCAGCGACCACUAUCCGGUACAGGUUCGGUUAUCCACCGCAUCGCCCCCAGAAAACACCCGAACACCGCGGUGGCGCUACGGGAAGCUGAUUGGGAGGCACCAGUAUACCAAUAACUGGCUGUGUCCCCGGGCGGAAGGCACUCCGCUGGUGGAACGACGAAACCAAAAGGGCCAGGCGAAAAGCACUCCGGAAGCUCAAACGCACCUCCCCAAACGAUCCAGCAAAUGCCGACAGGAGAUCCGGACGGCGAAACAAAAUUGCUGGUCGAACUUUCUGGAGAGUAUCAACGCCGAACAAUCGUCAGCGGAGCUAUGGAGUCGCAUCAACGCCCUUAGCGGCAAGCGGCGAUCAUCUCCGCUUCAGAUUCGAACAGACGCCGUCACCAUCACUGAUCCAACCGUCGUAGCAGACGAACUGGGCAAAUACUUCGCCAAACUAUCCGGCAUCUCGGAGUACAGCGAAAGCUUCCGACAGCGAGUCCGCCCCUCUCUCUCCUCUGUGUCUACCUUCGGAAUUCCUCCAGACAACGACGACCUACCGAUCAACAGCCCACUCUCCUGGGAAGAUCUCGGGUUCGCUUUCAGUCGGAGUAACGGGAACUCGGCUGGACCGGGCGAAAUCAGCUACCCGCUGCUAAAGCACCUUUCACCCGAAGGCAACACGAAACUUCUCGACCUCUACAACCAACUCUGGACCGCUGAAGAAUACCCGGAAAACUGGAGAGAAAGCCUCGUUAUACCGUUACCGAAAACCAAUGUCGGGACCAAAGACAUUACUGGGUUCCGUCCCAUUGCACUGACCUGCUGCAUGGCGAAAGUCCUGGAACGGAUGGUCAACAGGAGGUUGAAGCAAUAUCUCGAGGCCAAGGGGCUGCUUGACCAUAGGCAGCACGCCUUCAGGCAAGGGUAUGGCACCUCCACCUACUUCGCUACUCUUGGGGAAGUCCUGAAGGAGGCAAAGGACCAAGGUCAUCACGCGGAGAUCGUAUCGCUAGACAUCUAA
Molecule: messenger RNA, 1470 nt
Organism: Ochlerotatus camptorhynchus
Lineage: Eukaryota; Metazoa; Arthropoda; Insecta; Diptera; Culicidae
Exons: 4
Coding region: 1-1470 (489 amino acids)
Molecular function (GO): catalytic activity
Source: RefSeq, a predicted model, not a curated record